AUGGCCUUCGUCAACGCACCGAACAAGGUGCCUUACUACCAGCGCUUCUACCAGACUGCCUACCGCAACCACCAGCGCGUCUGGAAGAUCCACCCGAGGAGCAGGUACAUGCUUGUUCCCUACCUCGUCGGUCUUUGGGGAGGUCUUGGACUGAGCCUGUGGGGUCUUGGACGUAAGGCCGCUGGCUACAACUCCUACUGGGGCGAGAAAUAG
Pyricularia grisea is the source of this 213-nucleotide messenger RNA. RefSeq lists its product as uncharacterized. Bases 1 to 213 code for a protein of 70 amino acids. The record is from RefSeq and is a predicted model, not a curated record. Lineage: Eukaryota; Fungi; Ascomycota; Sordariomycetes; Magnaporthales; Pyriculariaceae. The transcript has 4 exons.